AUGUUGCGUGGAAGGGCAAUUUGCCGUACUUUGAGCUGCCGCCGCUACACUCAGAUCCCCACGGCAGCUACUCCUGAUUUCGUUUCCCAUUACUACCCUCAGUUGAGUAAACUACUUGACAUUGUUCAAUUGUACAAGCAACAUGGUCACUUUGACAAUGUCUCCCCUAGAGAAAUGCAAUCGUUGGCCCAAGAGUUUGCGACAAUGGACCACGCCGGUUAUGUGUGGCAGAAGGUAAAUCAUGAAGUCCAAAACUCGCCUCAAUUCCUUCGUCAAUUGACCCAAUGGUUUGAGCUUCAUCGGUUGGGGCUUGCUCGCUACAAUCAUGAGUUGUCAAGUGUAACAGAGCAAGCUACACUGACUCAACAAGUUUAUGACCAGAUUGAGUCUGCUCUUCAACAGGAAAAUGCCACCACUUGGCACCAAAAAUUAGCUUUGGGUCGCUAUCGUGCUCUCCAGUUGUUGCUUACAAAUGUACCCGAACUCCCCGUGAGCUUUUUGAAGCAGAUCGUGUUGUCUAACUUGUCUGUGCCAAUGCUGAAAGCAGAAACUCAAAAAGUCUCAAGAUUGGCAUUCGUUGUUGAUAGCCACAACAUACCUUUGACUUCACCAAUCUACAAAAUUGCUGAGAAGCUUGAAGCACAUGAUUCUCCACUGUCCCGAGCCGGUCUCGAGGUUGUGAAUGAGUUGGUUUGCAAUGGAGUCUUGGCACCGUCUGCCAGUUUAGAUGAUUAUCUCGUGAAGUAUCUCGACACAUCUUUUGGUUCUGAAAUUGAGCAUCUAGCUGCAAUCAAAGUUCAUGUAUUGCAUCGGCCAUUUGCGGAUUUCACUCCAAAGGAGCUCAUCUUGGCAAUCCAACAGCUGAUUCAACGCGAACCAUGGCAUGAGCGAGCCUAUGACAUUAUUCGUGUGUUGAGGAAGUUAAUACUGUUGGCCGAAACCAUGCCUCAAGGUCAAUGGCUUCACGACUUGGACGUUUUGAUUCAAGGCGGCCCGUCAUUCAAUAUGAACCAUCGCAUCUCGAUGUCUUGGAAGGCCGGUGAUUCUGACACCGUCAUCAGACACCCUCGAAAGUUUAACGAAAAUCCUGCUGAUAAGGUCCUCGGAAGUACUUCCAAUAGAAGAGGGAAAAAGCUUGAACAUACUCGGAGAAGGGGUGGUGGAAUGUCUGGAGGUCGCAAUGAUCCUGAACCUGAUAAGCAACUUGAAAACAACGCCAAAGAAUCCAAGCUGGAAUAUGUGCAGAUACCCGGGAAGCUAUACAUCCACAAUGAAAUCUUUCCGCUUCAGAUUUUGCAGGAGUAUUUAUCGAAAGACUUCUCAAAGUGCACCCCACGUGAAAUUUUAGAUGCUACCAAGCAACUCGCUCAAGCCGGUGAUAAUGAAUGUGAUGAAGCUGAUGCCAAUCGUCUCUACUCUAAACUUUAUCGUUUGUUUGCGUUGAACGGUGGUGACACGCAAUGUUUGGACGCUGUACUACAGUCGCACAACCAUUUCCGCCGAGUUGAGCGAGCGAUUCGUGAAAGAUCUAAAAUCAAAGCAGUCGAAGGACAGACUUCUCAUAUUAUUGGUGAACUUGACCUCCCUCAAUUUUCCGACGAACUCAAAAAGCUCCGUGAAGCUUUGGGCGACAAGCCAUUUUCAAGUCACACACAAGAUUUGAUUGUGAAUACACUUCAGGAUGAGAUUUACCUUGGGAAGCAUCUGAAAUUGAUUCUUGAUGGAACUGUCUUCAAUUACGUGAGAUUGCUCAAGCGACUUGAGCGGUUAUUUGCAUUGAACGGUGGCCAUACCGCGGUGUUGGAUGAGAUUUGCAGGAAGGGCAAGACCAUUUCCACAAGCACUCAAGAGUACCGUCAAAUUCCUGAUGAUUUUGCCAUUCAUGAGUUUGUCAAUGAACUUUCCGAGCUUGCUGUGGACGCUGGCGUUGCUAAGCUAGGUUCACUUUCGGCAUUGGAAGUUUUGGACGUGUGCAAGCAUUGCGCCGACAAGAAUUCAGAUUAUAUUAAACUCCACAGCAAUUUGCGAAACUUAUUCCGCCACAAUGGUAACAACACCGCAGUUCUAGAUGCUGUUAUCAACUCACAGCACCAUUUCGACGCCAUUGAAGCCAGCACGCAUGGUUUGAAGGUAUCAUCUGAAUACAAGCAAUUGCCGGAUGACAUGCGACUCGACGAAUUUUCAACGGAGCUUGAGGAGCUUCUUGAACAAUUGGAUGCCGAUAAAUUUGUUGAAGUUUCGUCUUCUGAUAUUUUGGAUGUCACCGCAAACCUAUCUUCUGGUCUGGGUAUAUUCUCCAAGCUUCACUCCAACUUGGCAAAGUUGUUUGCAUACAAUGGCGGUAAUACCGAGAUCCUCGAUAUUGUACUCACUAAUGUUAGGGCAUUCAAGGACUUGGAGUCUAAGCGUGCUCCUGAGGCAUUUGCCCACACUCUGGAACUUCUCAAUAACCACGCUGAAGCCGUGAGUUUACUUCUCAAGGAAUACAAAGCGGAACAUCUGCAGUCUACUACGAUUCUGCCUACACUUUUUAGUCAGUUAGUGGCACGUCAUUUGAAACUGCAACCAAACCUGGAACCUCUCAGACUUGUGAAUCAGUUGAAUUUGGUUGUGGACUAUUAUCCAAACUUUCUCCAACAAUUGCUUGAAAUUCGAGGAAACAAGCCUUCUCCACAAUGGAGUGCUCAUGAAGUCGAAGAGGUUUACAAGGCAUUUAUGAGUGUUCUUGAGUAUGACCAAGAUAUUUGUGACGAGAUUUCCUACAUUUACCAUAAGAACGUCACUGCAAAACAAGAAGCUAUGACGUCGGCAAAUCUGGAAGAUUGGCGCAAUGAUUAUAAUGAUCUGGAACGUUUAGUGCUGUUACUCUCGCAACAAAAGUCGCCUGUAGACUUUGACUUGCUCAACAAGGAAUUGGGUCAAGAUGAGUUAUUCAUCAAAGAUGCUGUGCUGAUCGCCCUUAAUCAAGAUACUGGUAAGUCUCGAGCUUCCGCCAGAGAAAACAAGGACGCCCCAUCGGUUAUACCUAAUCCAUCUACACUCCACCAAUAUUUGGAAAGUGCUCAUCAUCAGCACCAGGCAUCGGAGCAGAGUCGAGUUCGUGAGCAAAAGGCUUACGAGUGGGCUACUGCCAACAACAGAAACCAUGAAAUCCCUGUCGAAUUUGAAUUUCGUGCAACGGAACCUAAGCACACUUCACCGCUUUACCCCGCUCGUUUGGACCCUGAGUAUGAAUACAAAGUUGUCACCGCUGAUGGACACAGUAUUCCUCUGGAUGCGGUGCUGAUUGGUCAUGUUGUGCGUCAACCUGUGGCUCAGGCCAUUGGUGGACUUCCUGCUGGUGAUAUUGAUCGAUUCAUGGAUCAAGUGCACCAUCACGAACGUCAAGGAUGGAAGGUCAUGGGGUCACAAGAAGUUGAAGGUCGACCCGUUCUCAUACUUGCACGGAUUCCUGGUGCUGGCGCUCGGAGUUCGUGGGGUCUGGCGAUCAAAAACUUAUUGGCGAUUGCUGGUGGGGGCUUUUUAGUUAUAGUUGGCGUCAACUACUUUGUGGAAGAUGAAAAGGUUUUGAAGAAGAAUACUCCGGUUGAGGUCGUGAGCGAGUCUCUGAACUCCCCGUCUCCUUCCCCUUCUCAAUUGCCUUCAGCUGAUAAUGCACAAGCGCCAAAGCAGUCCAUUUUAUCUAGCCUUUUGUGGGCUAAUCCGCCUAAGGAUGAUUAG
This is a messenger RNA of Diutina rugosa, 3720 nucleotides long. RefSeq lists its product as uncharacterized. The transcript has a single exon. Bases 1 to 3720 code for a protein of 1239 amino acids. The record is from RefSeq and is a predicted model, not a curated record. Lineage: Eukaryota; Fungi; Ascomycota; Pichiomycetes; Serinales; Debaryomycetaceae.